Messenger RNA from Mugil cephalus (flathead mullet), 748 nucleotides. It is a transcript of the gene ponzr1, whose product is annotated as plac8 onzin related protein 1. Lineage: Eukaryota; Metazoa; Chordata; Actinopteri; Mugiliformes; Mugilidae. The record is from RefSeq and is a predicted model, not a curated record. The transcript has 4 exons. The coding region runs from base 136 to 531 and encodes 131 amino acids.
AAAAAGAGGGUGUGGCUUCGGUGUAACGUUAAUUUCGAAACUGUGAUGAGCAGCCCCUGCAUUUGCUGCUUCUAGCAGAUCUGACCAGACGCGUUUCUGUCUCCGUCUGAGAUAACGAACUCGGAUAGAUCAGCCAUGGCCGUCCAACAUCAGCCCACCCAGGUGGUGACAAUGACCACCACCCAACAAGGUCCAUCGACAUGGAGCUCCGACAUGUGCGAUUGCUGCUCCGACAUGGGAACCUGUUGCUGUGGAAUGUGGUGCUUCCCGUGCAUGCAGUGUCAGACCGCCCAGAUGAACGGCUGGUGCUGCUGCAUGCCGCUGCUGGACUUCUGCUGCGUGGUGUCCUGCCUGCUCCGCUCCUCCAUUAGAGAGCGCCACAACAUCCCUGGCUCGUUCUGUGACGACUGCUGCAAACUACUCUGGUGUUACACGUGCGUCUGGUGCCAGAUGAAUCGGGAGCUGAAGGUCAGGGGAAGAUACGCGAACGCCACCACCUCUGUGGUCACCACUCAGGUUAUGAGUGGUUAGCGUGCAACCAGUGUUGAUCCCCACUGUUCUUUUCAAAGUCACGUAUGGUAUAAUAACCCACUUCAAAAAACAAACCAAAAAAAUGUUGUUGUUGUAUUGUUGUAAGAUGAAAGACAAGAUAUUUGGCCACAGAAUUUUCUGUACAGGUAUUUAGUUGGGCUAUUCAUGCUAGUUUUCUGACAUUUAUUUCCAAUAAAAUCCAUUCCAUUUCAGUCAA